Neltuma alba is the source of this 1859-nucleotide messenger RNA. RefSeq names its product protein NUCLEAR FUSION DEFECTIVE 4-like. The record is from RefSeq and is a predicted model, not a curated record. The transcript has 3 exons. The coding region runs from base 121 to 1845 and encodes 574 amino acids. Gene Ontology annotation, cellular component: membrane. NCBI's taxonomy places the organism in Eukaryota, Viridiplantae, Streptophyta, Magnoliopsida, Fabales, Fabaceae.
CAUCAUAACUUUUAUAUAUCCAACCUUUCACCUCUGCUUCUUCAAUGUCACUAGCUAAAUCAUCAAGAAGUUCAUUUUGAUAUCUGUAAUAUUCAGUCAUUGGGUAACUAGUCCAUAUCCAUGUUGAUGCUCACUCUAAAAGGAGGGUCAAGGCCUCCAUGGGUUGGUCUUGGAGCUGCGGUUUGGGUUCAAAUCGCAGCAGGAAAUGCGUAUGCUUUUCCUCUCUAUUCUCACUCGCUUAAAUCCGUUCUGGGUUUUAAUCAGCGUCAGGUUACUUUGCUUGGUGUUGCUAACGACUUUGGUGAGAAUGUUGGCUUGCUUCCUGGAAUUGCCUCCAACAGGUUCCCACCGUGGCUUAUUCUUUUGAUCGGUGCUUUGGCCUCCUUCUUUGGUUAUGGUGUUCUGUGGCUUGCUGUUAGUAAGACUGUGGAGUCACUUCCUUACUGGUUGCUAUGGAUUGCCCUCUCUAUUGCCACUAACAGUAAUGCAUGGUUAGGCACUGCUGUUCUUGUGACCAACAUGAGAAACUUCCCUGUGAGUAGAGGCACAGUUGCUGGAAUUCUCAAAGGUUAUGGGGGUAUCAGUGCCGCAGUUUUUACCGAAAUUUACAGCAUAGUGCUUCAGAACUCUUCUUCUCAGUUCCUCUUGUUCCUCGCCAUUGGUAUUCCUGCCUUAUGCUUCAGCAUUAUGUUUCUCAUCAGGCCUUGUACUCCAGCUACGGGUGAUGAUUCUGCAGAACAUGGUCAUUUCGCUUUCGUCCAAUGCUCUAGUGUGGUCUUGGGUUUAUAUCUUAUUGCAACUGCUGCAUUUAGUAAUGUUCUGCCCUUAGGCGGUAUAUCUUCCUAUAUUUUAAUUGCCGUGAUGAUUCUCCUUAUCAUGGCUCCCCUAGCAAUACCUGUAAAGAUGACAUUGUUUCCUAGGAAAUGCAGCAAACCAGAAAGAUCUAAUCCGCAAGUUGGAUCAUCAGAAUGCCUAGUUCAACAAGGCAAGGAUGAAAAAACAGAACCCCUCUUGCCAUCUUCAACUUCAGCAACCCCUGGGAGCUUUUAUGACACUGACGAGUCAUCUGAAGUGGCUGUGCUUCUUGCUGAGGGUGAAGGAGCAGUGAAGAAGAAGAGAAGGCCCAAGCGAGGGGAAGAUUUCACAUUCAUGGAGGCUGUUAUAAAGGCUGAUUUUUGGCUCCUGUUCUUUGUUUUCUUUGUUGGGGUUGGUUCUGGUGUUACUGUUCUCAACAAUCUCGCACAAAUAGGCAUUGCACAAGGUGUGGAAGAUACCACAAUCUUAUUGUCAAUUUUCAGCUUCUGCAAUUUUGUGGGUCGCCUCAGUGGAGGAGUUGUUUCAGAACACUUUGUGAGGACGAAAACGAUCCCCCGGACAUUUUGGAUGACAUGCACACAGAUAAUCAUGACCAUCUCAUAUCUAAUCUUUGCAUAUGCUGUAAAAGGUACUCUUUUCUUUGCAGUUGCAUUACUUGGCAUCUGCUAUGGCGUGCAAUUUUCCACUAUGAUCCCCACGGUCUCAGAGCUUUUCGGGUUGAAGAACUUUGGUGUGCUCUACAACUUCAUGUCAUUAGGAAACCCUCUUGGUGCAUUCCUUUUCUCAGCUCUGCUAGCAGGGCAAGUAUAUGACAAGGAGGCUGCAAGGCAGCACCAUGGUCUAGACUUGCUUGAUUCAGGAGCCUCCUGCUUGGGACCAAAUUGCUUCAGACCAACCUUCUUUGUUUUGGCUGCUGUUUCUGUUCUUGGCUCCAUCUUGAGCAUCAUCCUUAGUUUCAGGAUAAAACCAGUUUACCAUAUGCUUUAUUCUGGUGGUUCUUUCAGGCUGCCUCAAACCACAGUUCACUAAAGUAAUUGAGACAC